Brenthis ino (lesser marbled fritillary) is the source of this 765-nucleotide messenger RNA. The record is from the annotation of a GenBank genome assembly. Lineage: Eukaryota; Metazoa; Arthropoda; Insecta; Lepidoptera; Nymphalidae.
AUGCAAAUGCAAGUCGUGAAUUGUGAGAUGGUUGUUUAUGUAUAUGAAGAAUGUGAAGAGAGUUUAUACUUUGAUGAAUUUUGCCUCUAUUUGUUCGAUGGAUUAAAUCCAAGGAGAUAUUAUUGCUCUCUCCUUAAAAGGUAUUUAUUUAAUAUGGUCCACUUCGAAGAUUACGAAGUUAUUAUUAUAUUCAAAUUGGAUGCUCCAAAGAGUACUAUAUAUGCAACACCUAUAUUUGAAAGCUUUUUUAGCAAGCAUUUUGAUUUAAAUGCAGAAUGCCUUUUAGACUUUGGUGUUACUAUAACUGGUAAUGCUUGUGUAAUGCUUUGGAGUAAAAGAGUUACACAAUUUGAUGAGGCAUUUUAUAAAAAUCUAUUACAAAAAUUGAAACCACUUUUUCCAUUUUCUUUCAAGUCAUCAGCAAAUACUCCAGUUCCUUUAAGCUAUGAUUGGUAUUGUACUAUUCCUACACAAGAGAAUGAUUUAGGUUCAAGUUCUGUUAAUGAAUUGGGCUUUAAAAGGCAGAGAUGUGUACAACCAAAUUUUAUCAUAAACUAUGAUAAGCAAUUUCAAAAUAAAUCUCAGUUGCAAUUAAGUUUACAUUUCAAUGUAACAGAUACUAGUCGAUCUGAAAAAUUAAAAAUUAUUAAAUCUGCCAAAGCAAAGAGUCAAAAAUCACACUUAAGAGUAAAUGUGUUUAACAAUACAGAAUUUUGUGAUGAUCCAUUUGUUGCUGUAUUUAAAUUGAAUCAAAUAAAACCAAUU